Messenger RNA from Athalia rosae (coleseed sawfly), 2494 nucleotides. Its product is annotated as LIM/homeobox protein Awh-like. Gene Ontology annotation, molecular function: DNA-binding transcription factor activity, RNA polymerase II-specific; RNA polymerase II transcription regulatory region sequence-specific DNA binding. The record is from RefSeq and is a predicted model, not a curated record. Gene Ontology annotation, cellular component: nucleus. The transcript has 5 exons. Bases 693 to 1859 code for a protein of 388 amino acids. Lineage: Eukaryota; Metazoa; Arthropoda; Insecta; Hymenoptera; Athaliidae. Gene Ontology annotation, biological process: regulation of transcription by RNA polymerase II; neuron differentiation.
AUCGUGCGAACGUCGGACAAAACUUAUGCGUUUUGUAUUGAAACGGGAGGAAGAGGAUCGAAGAGUCGGACGAGCUCCUUUCCCCGGUGCAGAUACAUCUGACAGUUGGAGGAUUCUGAACCGUCGGUUGUCCGGAGGCGGGAGAAUAGGCGGAGCUUUCAAAGAGCACGAUUUUCUCGUUUUGAUCCCAGCCUCCCCAUCCCCGGUUUCUACCCCCAGGCAACAAUGCGUACGAUCCCCAUGGUGCGCCUCGCCCGGGUCCAGGAGGAGAAAACUCGAAGAAUGGGAUGCGGUGGUGGGGAUCCCUGAAUACGUUCAUCCGAGCUGAAAUCGAAAUAUCAGUCUUUGCCGAGCCACGCUCAACGUCGUAUCGGUCGAUCGCAUUUUCGAUUGAUACGAGACGCAGUACGUAACGUGUUAUCCAUUUCAUACCGCCGUCAAGAGAGGUCCUCUUCUUGCGGCGGUCGCUGCGGACCGCGUGCUCCAAUUCUUACGCGUAUUCCCGCAAAGCUCGCGUUUCACAUGGUGUUACCCUGACCAUUAUUCUUCUGUGAAGAGGAAACUGAAAGACCGUUCCACGUUCGUCACGAUGUGUAUUUGACGUUGUCCGUUGUGCUGGAAUUCGAUAAUCAAAUGCGAUUGUUGAUCAACCGAUUAAUGGAAAUAAAUUGUACGUUUCUCGUGGCGUGCGUAUGUCAGAGAAAUACGACAGAUCUCACUCCGCUCAACUCUCUACGAUUCAUCUCCGCCGGAUUCGAUCGUCGGCGACUUCGGGAUUCUUGGAUUUAAAAAUGAAGACGGAAAUAGAAACAGACCCGGAGUCUACGGACGCGACUUUCUGCACCGCGGCGACUCUGAAGAACAACAACAACAACAACAACAACAACAUCAACAAUAAUAAUAACAGCAACAUCAAUAACAACAACAGCAACAGCAACAACAAUACCAAUAACAAUAUAAACAACAACGGCGACAAUGAUCCGAUGGACAUGGAAAUGGACAGGCUAAUGGAGUGCGGGGGAUGCGGCGACAGGGUUCGAGAGCGGACCGUCCUUUGCGUGGGAGGACGAACUUGGCACUCGAGGUGUCUCAGGUGCUGUGCCUGCGCCCGACCCCUUCACGACCAACACUCCUGCUUUCUCAGGGGCAUGCGACUCUACUGCCGGCACGACUACGCCAUGGCUUUCGGGGCGAAAUGUGCGAAAUGCGGGCGGAGCGUGGGCGCCGGCGACUGGGUGCGGAGGGCGAGAGAGCGCGUUUAUCACCUGGCUUGUUUCGCCUGCGACGCUUGUUCGCGACAACUUUCGACCGGCGAACAAUUCGCACUGUUGGACGCGCGGUUGCUCUGCAAAGCGCACUACCUAGACGUAGUCGAGGGAAAUAACACGUCGUCGUCAGAAGACGGUGAUUCCGAAGGUGGAAAAGCAAACAAGGCGAAAAGGGUGAGAACGACGUUCACGGAGGAACAGUUGUCGGUUCUUCAGGCUAAUUUUCAACUGGACAGUAACCCCGAUGGUCAAGACUUGGAGAGGAUAGCCCACGUCACCGGACUCAGCAAAAGGGUUACGCAAGUUUGGUUUCAGAAUUCGCGGGCAAGGCAGAAGAAACACUGCAGCGGAAAGGUCAAAACCCAAAUGCACCAUUCGCCCCCGCUUCAGCACCACCCCGGUGACCUUUACGGGGGUGUAGGAGUCGUUCAAGGAGUGCAGGGCGCCUACCUUCAAGGAACUUAUCAGAGCAGUAGCGUAGGAAGUGAGAGUCCAGGUAGUCCAAUGACCCCGAUGACCCCGUCGACGCCGACCCUGAUGCAGCCCCAAUUUUGCCAUCAGAGUGGGGCGACCUACUUCUGUUGCAGAUAAUUCUACUCAAACAGGAAAUCUUCAUGGGGUUAGAGGCGGCUGAUAACGUGAUCCGAAUUACGAUGUCAAUAAUCAUACGUUGGUUCGUCGCGUCAAAUUGUACAAAGUAAGCUCCGCUUAGGCUAUCACCGUUAUUAUCAUUGUCAUUAUUGUUAUUUUAAAAAAAUAUCGACUUUUGUAAAUAUACAGAUAGGAUUUCACAUUUUUUAUAUAUUAUUUAUUUCAUAUAAUUGUCGGUGUCAUUUUUUUUUCUUUUAACUGUGUAUGAUCUAUCAAUUAUCUACGUGUUUUUCAAUUCAUUCCCGCGUCAAUUCAUUAGAAGCACCCAUAGAAAUAAACCGACUGGAUUUACGUACUCUCAAAGAAAUGAACUCUUCUAUAUAUUUGAAGUAGAACCGAUGCUGAAUUCAAAUUAACUAAUCAAUUACUUAUUCAAGUAAUUAGUUAAUUAAUUAAACUCGGACGUGUGUGAGAAAAAUUUCCAAGUGUUAAACAUACCCAAUAUACGCGUUGCACUCUAUAGGUAUUAAAUUAAAUUAUAUACCAUAUUGUAAAUCUAUAUCAUUAAUAUUAAUUAUUAAAAAACAUGAACUAAUCGUACUGUUAAUAAAGUGUCAUUUAUAUAUCUGUUCAUA